Molecule: messenger RNA, 737 nt
Organism: Closterium sp. Yama58-4
Lineage: Eukaryota; Viridiplantae; Streptophyta; Zygnematophyceae; Desmidiales; Closteriaceae
Source: the annotation of a GenBank genome assembly
AUGGAGCCGGACGUUUCGGCGCCGGCCGGCAUGUUUACCGUCCAGCAGACGCCGUCCACCGUGCUGUGCUGCCUGUGCGGCACGGCCAUGCCGCCCAACCCGACCGGCAUGUGCCCCGGCUGCAUCCGCACGCACGUCGACAUCACCGAGGGCCUCCCGCGCCGCCUGUCGGUGAUGCGCUGCCCGCCGCCGUGCGGAAGGUUCCUCGCGCCGCCGCGCGCGUGGAUCCGCGCGGAGCUCGAGUCUAAGGAGCUCCUCACGUUCUGCCUCAAGCGCAUGAAGAAUCUGAACAAGGUGAAGCUGGUGGACGCGUCCUUCAUCUGGACUGAGCCACACUCCAAGCGAAUCAAAAUCAAGGUGACGAUCCAAAAAGAGGUUUUGUCGGGCGCUGUGCUGCAACAGACGUUCGUGACGGAAUACGUGGUGGAGGACCACAUGUGUGAUGCGUGCACACGGUCAGCUGCCAACCCCGACCAGUGGGUGGCGGUGGUGCAGCUGCGGCAGAAGGCGGAGCACAAGCGCACGUUUCUCUUCCUGGAGCAGCUUAUAUUGAAGCAUGGUGCCGACGCCAACACCAUCAACAUCCGCCAGGUGCACGACGGCAUUGACUUUUACUACGCCAAUCGCUCCCACGCUCAGAAGUUUGUUGAUUUCGUGUCGGCCGUGGUGCCAGCUCAGCACCGGAGCGACAAGCAGCUGGUGUCUCAUGACAUCCACACGGCCUCGUACAACUACAA